CAACAACAACAACUGCUACUUCAUCAACCACAUCGUCAACAACAACAUCAACCACUUCAUCAUCCACGUCGUCAACAACAUCAGCAACAACAACAAUCGGAUGCAAUUUUUUUCUUAAUCAAACUACUUACUCAGUUGGUAAUACUCCACAAUCAGUAGCAGUCGUCGAUGUGAAUAGCGACAAUAAACCUGAUAUUAUUGUUGCAAACGAGGGUACGAACACCGUCGGUGUUCUUCUUAAUACAGGCAACGGCACCUUUAAUAAUCAAACUACUUACGCAGUUAGUAGCAAUCCAUAUUCAGUAGCAGUCGUCGAUGUGAAUAGCGACAAUAAAUCCGAUAUUGUUGUUGCAAACAGAGGUUCGGGUACCGUCAGUGUUCUUCUUAACGCAGGCAACGGCACCUUUAAUAAUCAAACUACUUACGCAGUUGGUACUCAGCCACAAUCAGUAGCAGUCAUCGAUGUGAAUAGCGACAAUAAACCCGAUAUUAUUGUUGCAAACUAUGGUUCAAACAAUGUUGGUGUCCUUCUCAACGCAGGUAACGGCACCUUUAAUGCUCAGACGACUUACUCAGUUGGUAGUAGCCCAUAUUCAGCAGCAGUCGUCGAUGUUAAUAGCGACAAUAAACCCGAUAUUGUUGUUGCAAACGAGGGUAUGAACACCGUCGGGGUUCUUUUUAACGCAGGUAACGGAACCUUUAAUGCUCAAACUACUUACGCAGUUAGUAACAAUCCAUAUUCAGUAGCAGUCGUCGAUGUGAAUAGCGACAAUAAAUCCGAUAUUGUUGUUGCAAACCAGGGUUUGAGCAACGUUGGUGUCCUUCUCAACGUAGGCAACGGUACCUUUAAUGCUCAAACUAGUUACUCAGUUGGUACUCAACCACAAUCAGUAGCAGUCGUCGAUGUGAAUGGCGACAAUAAACUCGAUAUUAUUGUUGCAAACUAUGUUUCGAACAACGUUGGUGUCCUUCUCAACGCAGGUAACGGUACCUUUAAUGCUCAAACUGCUUACGCAGUUGGCUAUUACCCGUAUUCAGUAGCAGUCGUCGAUGUCAAUAGUGAUAACAAACCCGAUAUUGUUGUUGCAAACGGUGGUUCGAACACUGUUGGUGUUCUCUUGCAUUGUUAA
Messenger RNA from Adineta steineri, 1130 nucleotides. NCBI's taxonomy places the organism in Eukaryota, Metazoa, Rotifera, Eurotatoria, Adinetida, Adinetidae. The record is from the annotation of a GenBank genome assembly.